Molecule: messenger RNA, 423 nt
Organism: Entrophospora sp. SA101
Lineage: Eukaryota; Fungi; Glomeromycota; Glomeromycetes; Entrophosporales; Entrophosporaceae
Source: the annotation of a GenBank genome assembly
AUGUCUAAGAGAGGUCGUGGUGGAGCUUCUGGUAACAAAUUCCGUAUGACCUUAGGUUUGCCUGUUGGUGCAGUGAUGAACUGUGCUGAUAAUUCUGGAGCCAAAAAUUUAUACGUUAUCUCAGUUAAAGGUAUUCAUGCUAGAUUGAAUAGAUUACCUGCAGCUGGAGUUGGUGAUAUGGUUAUGGCAACUGUUAAAAAAGGAAAACCUGAUUUAAGAAAAAAAGUUAUGCCUGCUGUUGUUAUUAGGCAACGAAAACCUUGGAGAAGAAGAGAUGGUGUUUUUCUAUAUUUUGAAGAUAAUGCUGGUGUUAUUGUAAAUCCAAAAGGAGAAAUGAAAGGUUCAGCUAUUACAGGUCCAGUGGGGAAGGAAUGUGCAGAUCUUUGGCCACGUAUAGCUUCUUCAUCUGGAACUGUGGUAUAA